Molecule: messenger RNA, 4329 nt
Organism: Anopheles funestus (African malaria mosquito)
Lineage: Eukaryota; Metazoa; Arthropoda; Insecta; Diptera; Culicidae
Product: rho GTPase-activating protein gacK-like
Exons: 2
Coding region: 1-2241 (746 amino acids)
Source: RefSeq, a predicted model, not a curated record
AUGCCUCAUCCGGUCAGCAGCUCUCUUCUUCAUCGUCGGCCGGAGCGGCAACAGUACCACCACCGAAAAGUCCGCAACGUCCGGCAAAAGCGACGGCACUCGUUGCCUGGGUCAAGCGGCAGCAGCUCGUACAGUUGCAGCUGCGGCAAGACAGCGAACCGAGCGGACAAAUCGAAAAGCGCAUCGCACACCCACUCCCAUCAUCAUCAUCAGCACAACCAUCAGCCCCAUUCGACGAUCAGCAGUAGCAUACGGAAGGAGCUGGCAUCGUACGAGAAUCCCUAUCAGGCACAGGUGCGCAAGAAACCAACCAAACGCAAUGCCAGCACGGAAAGUCUCGAUCUGUUUGACAAUGGGCCACCGGACGAGUGUAGCUGUGGGCUUUAUUCGCCCAGCUCGAUUAACGGUGGCAAAAGUUGCCGCAAGUGUAGCGCCUGUGAUACGGCAGGAUCUGGGAAGGCUGGUACGGCAGCAUCGACGCACCAGAAGAAGCACAACUCUUCCAAAUUUAAGGAUGCCUCGACCAGCCCGAAAUCGUGCAGUCCCAUGAAAACGAUCGCACAGGAAUGCCGCAGCCCGAAAAUUGAGGCCUCCACCGAUACGAAGUUUGAUUUUAAUCUUUCCCCAAAAACGGAAAGCCACUACCGGCGACUAUCCUCGCUGAGCAUUAAUUCAUCCGGCAAGCAUGCGGUUGCUGCUACGAGUCCUAUGAAGCACGCCGCAGCAUCAUCGACCACGGCCAGCCCAAAGGUUAGCCCCCAGAAGCUAACACCGCUCCGGACGUCCGAUCAGCGCACGUUGGAAAAAUCAAACUCGCUCGGCGAUAGUAAACCACCCCGGCUGUUGCGCAAUACGCGCAGCUUAUCACCACGGCCACCGGUGCGCCAUCAGCAUUCAAUAAUGGUUUCCGAUGAAAAUGAUAUCAUCUCGGUAAAGCUGUCCCCGAACGAAGAGUACGAUGAUGAGUUGGCAAAGAGAGAAGCUUCGGCGGUUAAGCUGGAGGUGGAGAACGUGACCGCACCGGCGAAUGGUGGUACGGAACGGGCCAAAAAGUUGGGCGAUUGUUUGAAAAGUGCAAACGGCAACCGAAGCACCAGCUGCUUGGUGUACGUUCCGUCCGAUCCGUGGACGCGAAUGUCGGCCACCAAUUCGCCGCUACCAUCAGCCAAGCAGCAGAAAUCCAAGACGCUUGAUAAUAGUGGCAAAUCGUACGGCAAACCUUGCCUAGAUUAUAUGAAACACUCGGACCCCUGGGUGUGGCGAUCGAACGUCAACCUGCCGGAACGCUUGGCAAAGGGUGGCGGUAAGAAGCGGGUGGCCGGUUUGCCGCACCAAACCAAAUCACUCACCAGCACCAUUAGCAGGGAUGAUUCGGACGUUGCCAAGCAUCAGUCGCGCCUGUGCCAGCAGCAAUCGCUCGGGCGCUUCGAAAAGACGCUCACCAUACCGGGCGUGGAUGGUAGUUUCGAUGCGCGCAAAAAGAUCACCCGACCGAAGCUGCAACGCUCCAAAUCGCCAUCGUUUUAUGAGGACUUUUUUCAACCACCGCCGGCGGGCGGUACACCGGACGUAAGCAAAUCGCCCCAAACAGGUUCACUGUCGCUCGGCAAAAAUAAGUCCGUUUCCUCGCUGAAGAUGGAAAAGAAUGCUUCCAACUCGAAUCUAAACGGACACAGCGGUACCAGCAGUGGUCUUAUCAGCGGGUCGAACAACACUAACAAUAGCAACAACACAAGCAACAGUGGCAGCUUCAGCAGCUACAAUGGUAAUGGGUCACCCACUACCAGAAAGCAACCGUCGCCGAAGCUUAGCAUUUUGCCGGCGACAUCAGCAGCUACCCUACAGCAACAUGCUUCAUCGCCGGCAAAGCAUUAUCCUUCCGCAAACCAGCAGGAAUCAACGAAAGCGUCACAGAACUUGCUGAACCCGAACAUGUUUCAGCCGCGCCACAGCUUUUCGACACCAUCGCAAAAGGAUGACGAGCUGCAGCUUAACAUCCGGCGGUUAAGCGAACAGAUGAACAAGUACAGCCAUUCGUCGGCAUUCCCAUCACCGCCGGCAUUUCUGAACGAUACGAUCCUUCAGCAGCAGGGCGGCACGAGCAAAAAGGUAGGGGGAAGUGGCAGCAGUUUGACGGUGGGCACGAGCGCCGGUAGUAUUGGUGGACUGAACGAAUCGUCCCAGCGCAAAACGGCUUCCCACUCGAAGAUAAAUGAACCAAUACUUGAAACACGUUGCUAAAUGGUCGGGCGUGCGCUGCCGUUUGUAGUUAGCAUAAAUUAAUUCAUUACACUUAGGCAACUGCCGACUGGAAUUUUUGGCAGCAUCGUGGUUGUUGUACCGACCUCUGUCGUCUUUCCUGUUGCAUUAGAACGGAAGAACGGAACUGCAUGGAAUUUCUAACGAAUUGAUGCACGCGACUUAAGUUUUAGCAAUUGCAACUUGUAUGGGAUUAACGGCGCGCGUGUGUGGUGGAUUAACGCGAACCAAACGCGUGCGCACACAAAUGAUUUAAAGUUUUGAAUGUUGAUAAGCACAAGCAGAAGGAGGUACACCGGGUAGUCUGAUUGAGAACAAACUAGCGAGUAAAAACAAGUCAUUAUAUCAUUCAUUCAUCAUAUUCGAAAUUGGGGGAAUAGCAGCAGCAGCAGCAGCAGCAAUCAUGGAAUAACAUGAAACGAAACGGAAUGUGCAUACUGUUUCCUUCCCCCCAAAAAAAAGGCAACACAUGUUUACUAUUCAUAGACGAUGAACAAGGGAAUAUCAUUAGUAAGAAUUUUAGACUUUAAGUGCAGAACAAAAAAGGAAUAAGACGAGAACAUGAACAUGAACCAAAACGGAGACAAUUUAGCAAAAUUUAACAAACGAUCACAAGUUCGAUCGAUAGGCUAUAAAUGUUGAACGUGUGAAUUGGAUCGCAAAACAACACAAAAAACGGAUUGACUGUAAUCAUAGGAAAUGGCAGACAUUCGUCUAAUGCGGAACUGUUUUGCGAUUAGCGUAAGAAUGGCUGCUGUACAACUAAGAGUGCCAACAAGUACCCGGCGCAAUGCGACAAAGCUGGUGAAAGUGCGACAAUGUCGCAAAACGAUUGAUAAAUAGUACGAUGCAAGAAGGUAGUAAUUGUACAUGCGGCACAAACCAGACAGGUAUCCCAACAGUUCGGAUGUGCAAUAACAAAAUAUCGUAUUAAGAGUAGCGAUGAAGAGACACGGAAACAUUGGACAAUGAUGCGUUGGUUUUGAACGAUUUAGCUUCUAUUCUAAAACCCUUUGUCCCCACCUGAGAGGGGCGGGGAAACGGUACACGGUUGGGGAAGCAAACCGGAUACAUACAGUAUUAAAUUUUCGGACAAAACUCGUUGCUUCCGUUGGCAGACUUUGAUAUUUUUGCAGUUUACUUAAAUACGCACCAUGAAAGCGAUUUUACUUCAAACCGUAUCUGAGCCAACUGUUUAGUUCGCGAUUUGUUACAAGUGCGUUAGAUGUUUUUCGUUUAGCACGUGUAGAAGCUUUUAUUAGUUUUGAUUCCGAUUUCUUGAUUAGAUUCAGACACUUUAGGAACAGCUAACAAGCAGAAACAACUAAUCGUGGUUUAGUGGUGUUUCGUUGCGUUGAUCUUGUGGAUCUUGUUGAUCUUGUGUUUUGCGUUUAUGCUAGUAGUUGGUGCGAACGAAUGUAGAUCCCCCCAUCCAUUGCGAUAAAAUAUAUUCCUAUUGUGAUAGGAAGCAACACCGGAAAAACCCAAUGCAGGAAAAGAACGAAUGGCGUCAGCAAGGGACGUGCAUGAUUUAACAAUAAAUGACACUCCCACUGCCAACAUAUAAACACAGAAACACUCACGUUCCGUUACGCAUAUAAAUAUCAGGUUAUCUCUAGUUCUCGUGUCAUGCAUACACUUAAUUUCUCUCUAAGAAGCACUCUUUUAUCGAUUCGAAAAUGAGUAUGGUAAUUGUAAAUAAGUCUACUUACAUCCACCACAGUGUGUACUACACUUCCUAUCCCAAAAUGCGGUGGUCUGCUGUAUCAGCGGAUGUCCUUUCGAUAAAUUCUAUCACACAACACACACACACACACACACGUUGACGGUUCUUUCGAACGAAGGGAGCGCGGUAGAUGGACUAUUGCUGCAAAGGUUAAAUAGUGAAUAGCAAUUAGAGCGAAGGAAUCGAUAACAGCAAGCGUGAAGGUACGGAUCUGACCGUUACGAUUUCUUACCCCUGACAAAACCUCUCCCGAAUUAUUGUACCAAAUCUUACAACCUCGACACGGGAGGACACCCGGGAAACGUACUCUAUUUCAUGAUUAACCAAUAAAUCUCGAAACGAAA